Molecule: messenger RNA, 1098 nt
Organism: Fimicolochytrium jonesii
Lineage: Eukaryota; Fungi; Chytridiomycota; Chytridiomycetes; Spizellomycetales; Powellomycetaceae
Exons: 3
Coding region: 349-753 (134 amino acids)
Source: RefSeq, a predicted model, not a curated record
GUUCGUAGUAACUUCGUACAGCUCUUCUCCGUCCUCGACCUCCUUUGGCGAACUAACCGGACCACCCAAACAACCGGCGCAGGCACUCCGAUCUGGAACUCCUUUACAAGUAGCCACUUGCCUGUUGCACGAGGUGCAAGAUCUUUGGAUUCCGCGCGAACUCGUCGUUUGCCCGGAGGGAGACAUCAGCGCACCUCGACAAUGGGGCGCAUGUCAAACGGUCUAACGGUGGACUGCCCUUUUCCGUUCACCGAGCUCAGGGAGGACUAAACCCGGUUACGUGGGCCUUCGAUAAGUCAUCACCGUCACAUCCCGAAGCAAUCCUUCCGGGCAAAACCCCCCAUCCAAAUGUUUGCGAGGUCAGUGUUCACUCUCGCCCAGCUUGCGUUUCCCUUCGGAUUGCUCAUCGUCGGGAAGCGAACAAAGCACAGCGGAGUCCUCUCGGGCAGGAGUCCGCACGGUGGGGAUAGAGACUGGCACGUCAACAUCGGCAGCAAUAUGCGGGCCCCCGCCGCCCACCCCCCGACGCGCUGGCGGUAUCGGCAGAACCCGGGCAGACUGGAUACUAGCAGCAGCAACCACCCACGUCCGCCAGCUUCACCCUCCGCCGAAUAUGGCGGUCGUCAAGAAGGCCGUUUGGAGGGCGAGAAAGGAUCUACGGUCCUUAUAUUCCCCAUCAUGGUCAUUGCUCAAGUAUCCCUCCCGCCGCAACCGAAAGCAGAGUGGAACCUCCAGAACCCUUUAAUGGACUGAAUACAAGGAAAAAAAUGAAAAUUUUCUUGUAUUCAGUCCAGUAAGUGAUGCAAUUCAUUCUCACCCGGGUACCUCGAUUGCUCGAAAUGGCUUUCUCGGAAUGGCCCGAUCGCUAAUCGGAUACGCGGUCUUCCUCUGAGCGCGCACCCGGAUGAUUGCUGUUAUCAUCGGAACGGGCAACAAACUGGGGUAUUUCCCCAGAGAGGUCAUGAAAAACGCUGUGGCUUAAGGAAAGGGUGGGUUGGUUUUUGUCUUGAUGAUGGGAUCAUAUGUCGUGAUGGCAGGUCUCCGCUGCUGGGCCUUGUUCAACCCCAACCAUGUCGAGUUUGGUGGGAUUUUGAAUUG